Molecule: messenger RNA, 1773 nt
Organism: Penicillium soppii
Lineage: Eukaryota; Fungi; Ascomycota; Eurotiomycetes; Eurotiales; Aspergillaceae
Product: CNOT2/3/5 family protein
Exons: 4
Coding region: 1-1773 (590 amino acids)
Biological process (GO): regulation of DNA-templated transcription; nuclear-transcribed mRNA poly(A) tail shortening
Cellular component (GO): CCR4-NOT core complex; P-body; nucleus
Source: RefSeq, a predicted model, not a curated record
AUGGCAGCAAGGAAAACACAACAAGAGAUCGAUAAAACCUUCAAAAAGGUAGCUGAAGGGAUUCAGGCCUUCGAGGGCAUCUAUGAGAAGAUCCGCCAAGCCACAAAUCCCACGCAACGGGAUAAGCUCGAAGACCAUCUCAAGCGCGAGAUCAAGAAGCUCCAAAGGUUCCGCGAUCAGAUCAAAUCAUGGGCUGCUGGAAAUGAGGUUAAGGACAAAGCCCCGCUUAUUGAGCAGCGAAAAGCCAUUGAAGUGUGCAUGGAACAAUUCAAGGCUGUUGAAAAGGAGAUGAAGACGAAAGCCUACUCAAAAGAAGGUCUAUCGGCAGCUUCGCGACUCGAUCCCAAGGAGAAGGAAAGAGUGGAGUGCUCCGAGUUCCUGUCCAAUAUGGUUGAUGAGCUUCAAUUGAAGAUCGAGGCCUUGGAGGCGGAAGAGGAAACACUUCACGCACAAAUGAAGAAGGGGAAAAAGGAUACGAAGAAGGCGGAUCGAAUGGGCGAUAUCUCCCACACUACGGAACGACAUAAGUGGCACGUGAACAAGCUGGAGUUUCUCAAUCGUUCGUUACAAAACGGCAAUCUCGAUGUGACCGCUGUUCAAGAUCUGAAGGAAAGUAUCAAGUACUACGUCGAGGAAGGGGGCACCCCCGACUACUCCGGUGAAGAUGAGACGCUCUAUGACGAUUUGAAUAUCGGAGAGGAGGUUGAGGCGGUAUUCGGCAUGGGCGGUGAGGGUGAUCGUGUAUCGUCGCAAGAUGCCCAAUCCGUGCAAGAUGAAGAGCCAGAACCUAAACCAAAGGCCAAACCGGAGGCGCCUGCUCCUCGAAGACCAUCCACACAGAUGAAAUCACCGCUUCCUGUUCUUGCUACCCUCCACCCUGCAGCCUCCUCCAGUGCCACCCCGGGCAUGAAGCCCGCUCCACUACCAACCCGUCCCCCCGGGGAGACUCUCAAGUAUGCCUCCGCCGCGGCUGCAGCUGCAGCAAGCGACAAGAGUGGUGUUGGCAUUCUUCCUCUUCCCCCACCACCCGGGCUCAGCCCGGCUCUCUCCGUGGCGAUGCCCACCACCAAGUCUUCCACUGCUUCGCCUAGCGUAGCGCCAGCACAGCCCGUCCCUAAGUCAAUAAUACCACCCACUGCGACCGCCUUUUCAGAAGAUCUCAGUGGAAUUGGGCGAUCCAAGAUCCCUGGUGGUGCAAGCUCAUCCCCAGCACCAGCACCAGCAUCAGCGAAGGUGGAGGCAUCAACAAAUGGCAAAACAGAGACGGAAAGUAUUGAAGGUCUGCAAGAUCUGCUCCAAUCAUUCGAGGUGACGAAGACGCGUGCUUCGGCGAACCCAUCGCCGUCUGUUCAGCGUCUUCUCGCUACAUCGUUGACAACAUGCCCGGAAGCCAGUGAUGCUGAAAAGCCGCGUCACUACAAGCCGCAGAACCCCUACAGCACCCCGCUCUACUACCCACAGGAACCCCUUUCAAUAUUUGAUGACCCUCGGUUGUACGAUACCGGCAGAAUUGACACGGACACCCUCUUUUACCUCUUCUACUACCGUCAAGGAACCUACCAGCAGUACCUCGCAGCCAAAGCACUCCGGAACCAAAGCUGGCGCUUCCACAAGCAGUACCAAACCUGGUUCCAGCGUCACGAGGAGCCCAAGAACAUCACCGAGGAGUUCGAACAAGGCACCUAUCGCUUCUUUGACUACGAGAGCACAUGGAUGAAUCGGCGAAAGGCUGAUUUCAAGUUCGUGUACAAAUACCUUGAGGACGAAUUAUAA